Messenger RNA from Hyaloscypha bicolor E, 996 nucleotides. RefSeq names its product UPF0103-domain-containing protein. Bases 1 to 996 code for a protein of 331 amino acids. The transcript has 2 exons. Lineage: Eukaryota; Fungi; Ascomycota; Leotiomycetes; Helotiales; Hyaloscyphaceae. The record is from RefSeq and is a predicted model, not a curated record.
AUGACCACGAGAGUAGCAAGCCACGCCGGCUCGUGGUACUCAUCUCGAGCCUCAACUCUCUCGAGUGAGCUCGACGAAUGGCUUGCCCAAGUUCCCACGUCCAUCGACGGAAAAGAGCUGCCCGUACCAGGCGCAAGAGUCAUCAUUGCGCCACAUGCAGGCUAUUCCUACUCUGGCCCCGCAGCCGCAUGGGCAUACAAAUCGCUCGACCUCUCGAAUGCCAAAAGAAUCUUCCUCCUCGGACCCUCCCAUGCUCUAUACCUACCCGGAUGCGCACUCUCGAAGCACUCUAAAUAUGCCACGCCGCUGGGAGAUCUGAUUAUCGAUAAGGUGACUGUCAAGGAGUUGCAGGAGACGGGCGAGUUUGAGAAUAUGAGCACUGGGGCAGAUGAGACGGAGCACAGUCUGGAGAUGCACCUGCCCUACAUCUACAAGAUUCUGUCUCAGAAAUUCAAAUCUGCAGCCGAGUACCCUCCUCUGAUUCCGAUUCUUGUUGGCAACACAGAUCCAUCUGUCGAGCGGGACUAUGGCAAAAUAUUCGCUCCUUAUCUCGCCGACCCAAAGUCUAUCUUCGUUGUCUCUUCGGACUUCUGCCAUUGGGGAAGUCGCUUUCAAUACACACGAUACCUUCCAGCAUCUCCCUCUUCAGCAGCCGCAAGUUCGCCGGGAGGAUAUGACUUGAAGAGACACGAUAAGAAGCCCACGAAUCCACCGAUCUACGAGAGCAUUGGACGACUGGAUAAGAUGGCCAUGGACGCAAUCGAGACGGGAAAGCACGAUAAUUUCCUUGGAAACUUGGAAGAAACAAAAAACACAGUGUGUGGAAGACAUCCAAUCGGCGUGGUGAUGGCAGCGAUAGAGGUCCUAGAGAGCGAGGGCAAGGUGACAGGUGAGGGAAAAGGACGAUUCAAGUUCGUCCGAUACCAGCGGAGCAGCGAGGUAGAGGAUAUCUCUGAUUCCUCAGUCAGCUAUGCAAGCGCAUAUGCUGUUCUCUGA